Molecule: messenger RNA, 558 nt
Organism: Pelecanus crispus (Dalmatian pelican)
Lineage: Eukaryota; Metazoa; Chordata; Aves; Pelecaniformes; Pelecanidae
Source: RefSeq, a predicted model, not a curated record
ACCACCUUGACCAACAGAGUCAUCAAGGCGCUCCCCAACUGCUGCGUGGUCCAUCAGGAUGACUUCUUCAAGCCACAAGAUCAAAUAGAAGUCGGGGAAGACGGCUUUAAACAAUGGGAUGUGUUGGACUCCUUGGAUAUGGAGGCAAUGGUGAGCACUGUGCGUGCCUGGAUUGAGAACCCAGUGAAGUUUGCCCGUUCCCACGGGGUGAAUGUUACACCCGGCUCUAAAGAGCCAGCCUCCAAAGAUAUCCAUAUAUUGGUCAUUGAAGGCUUCCUGCUUUAUAAUUACAAACCACUGAUAGAUUUAUUCGACAUACGCUACUACCUGGCAGUUCCAUACGAUGAAUGCAAAAGGAGGAGAAGUACACGUAACUACACUGUUCCUGACCCACCGGGUCUCUUUGAUGGACACGUCUGGCCCAUGUACUUAAAACACCGGAAAGAAAUGGAGGACAGCGGUGUCGAUGUCGUUUAUUUAGAUGGACUGAAGUCUAGAGAUGAACUCUACAAUCAAGUCUUUGAAGAUAUUCAGAACAAGCUUUUAAAUUGCUUAUAG